Nerophis ophidion (straightnose pipefish) is the source of this 4029-nucleotide messenger RNA. RefSeq names its product gap junction beta-4 protein-like. The record is from RefSeq and is a predicted model, not a curated record. Gene Ontology annotation, cellular component: connexin complex. Bases 327 to 1169 code for a protein of 280 amino acids. The transcript has 3 exons. Gene Ontology annotation, biological process: cell communication. NCBI's taxonomy places the organism in Eukaryota, Metazoa, Chordata, Actinopteri, Syngnathiformes, Syngnathidae.
ACAAGUUAAAAGUGCAAGCAGUAAUCCAUAGAUUAUAAACAAACCACUGCAUACCUAAAUUUACCCAUUUAAAAUUUAAGGGUUGGGUAAGUUGGGAAAGUUGGGUUUCAUUUUGUGUGUUGUGACAGUUCCCCAAACAAGUUUAAUUGGAAUGUGCAUACCAGUGUUGGGCGAAGUUUCUUUCGCCUUUUGUUCCUUAAUGGUGAACCGUCAUCACAAGUGAAGUCGGUCCCUGUAGGAGCGACUCCUUUUCAAGGCUUUUCCCAACUAAAAAGACUCGGGGCGACCGUUUUGAGAACUUCCUCCACCCCCGCCAGGCAGCAGCUAUGAACUGGUCGGCACUGCAGGUCCUCCUCAGCGGGGUCAGCCAGUACUCCACGGCCUUUGGCCGCGUCUGGCUCUCCAUGGUCUUCGUCUUCCGGGUGCUGGUGUUCGUGGUGGCGGCACAGCAAGUGUGGGGCGACGAGAACCGGGGCUUCACGUGCAACACGGCCCAGCUGGGCUGCAGCAACGUCUGCUACGACGCCAUCUUCCCCGUCUCCCACAUCCGCCUGUGGUCCCUGCAGCUCAUCUUCGUCACCUGCCCCUCCCUGUUGGUGACGGCCCAUGUCAAGUACCGCGAGAAGAAGAACAAGACAUACGCCCUAACGCACAAGGGGAGGAACUACGCCAACCCUGGGAAGAAACGCGGAGGUCUCUGGUGGACAUACUUGGUAAGCCUGAUUUUCAAGAUCGUGUUCGACAUCAGCUUUGUCUACCUCCUCCAUUACUUUUACAAGGACUUCGACAUGCCUCGACUGUCCAAGUGCUCCCUGGAGCCCUGCCCCAACACGGUGGACUGCUACAUUUCCAAGCCCACGGAGAAGAAAAUCUUCACCCUCUUCAUGGUGGUCUCAUCCCUGGUCUGCAUCCUCAUCUGCGUCUGCGAGUUCACGUACCUCAUCUGCCAGCGCAUUCUGAAAUGCUGGGUGAGGAGGAACAAGAGGAAGAGUCGGGAGUUCGCCGCCGAGCAGGAGAUGGUGCCUCUGACGGAAUUGUGGUCCAACAGGGGGGAUCCCACCAUCUCCAUCAGCUACCUCAACAACCUCAACAACGUGGCGGAAAAGGAAGGGCAGGCACAGCAAAAAAACGAUUCCGAGAGUAGAAAUGGCAAGGUGAAGCACACUUGAGGAGAUAUGAGACUGACUGAGGGCAUGCUCAUAGAUUCAGGGAUGACUUUUCGCAUUUAAGGGAUUUUUGGUAAAAAUGACUAAAAACUUAAAUGUUUCAGGAUGUAUUUUGGUGUAUAUUUCAAGAAAACUAUUUUAUUUGGUACAUGCGGUAAUAAUAAGUGUGACCAGUAGAUGGCAGUCAAACAUAAGAGAUAUGUGUAGACUGCAAUAUGAAUCCAAAAAACAACACCAGCAUUUUAUACAGUAUGUUCCGUUGAAAAUAUAGAACAUUACCCCAAGCGGAGGAGUUCAAGUACCUCGGAGUCUUGUUUACCAGUGAGGGAAGAGUGGAUCGUGAGGUCGACAGGCGGAUCGGUGUGGCGUCUUCAGUAAUGCGGACGCUGUAUCGAUCCGUUGUGGUGAAGAAGGAGCGGAGCCGGAAGGCAAAGCUCUCAAUUUACCGGUCGAUCUACGUUCCCAUCCUCACCUGUGGUCAUGAACUUUGGGUUAUGACAGAAAAGACAAGAUCGCGGGUACAAAGAGUCCGAAAUGAGCUUCCUCCGCCGGGUGGCGGGGUUCUCCCUUAGAGAUAGGGUGAGAAGCUCUGUCAUCCGGUAGGAACUCAAACUAAUCGAGAGGAGCCAGAUGAGUUGGUUCGGGCAUCUGCUCAGGAUGCCGCCCGAAUGCCUCUCUAGGGAGGUGUUUAAGGCACGUCCAACCGGUAGGGAGGCCACUGGAAAGACCCAGGACACGUUGGGAAGACUAUGUCUCCCGGCUGGCCUGAAAACGCCUCGCGAUUCCCCUGGAGGAGCUGGACCAAGUGGCUGGGGAGAGGGAAGUCUGGGCUCCCUGCUUGGGCUGCUGCCCCCUUGACACUGCCUCGGAUAAGCGGAAGAAUAAGGAUGGAUGGAUGGAUUACACACGGCGCUCCAAAAUCCAUCCAAAUGUUUUAGUACGACCUUGGUAAGCUCUGAAGCCGCACCGCUUGAUGGAUUGUACUGUGCUUCAGCAUAGGAGUAUUAUUAUGGUGCGUGUAUAAGAUAAAACAUACAAACCCCGUUUCCAUAUGAGUUGGGAAAUUGUGUUAAAUGUAAAUAUAAACCGAAUACAAUGAUUUCCAAAUCAUAUUCAACCCAUAUUCAGUUGAAUAUGCUACAAAGACAACAUAUCUGAUGUUAAAAGUGAUUAAACAUUUUUUUUUUUGCAAAUAAUCAUUAACUUUAGAAUUUGAUGCCACUAACACGUGACAAAGAAGUUGGGAAAGGUGGCAAUAAAUACUGAUAAAGUUGAGGAAUGCUCAUCAAACACUUAUUUGGAACAUCCCACAGGUGUGCAGGCUAAUUGGGAACAGGUGGGUGCCAUGAUUGGGAAUAAAAACAGCUUCCAUGAAAUGUUAAGUAAUUCACAAACAAGGAUGGGGCGAGGGUCACCAAUUUGUAAGCAAAUUGUCGAACAGUUUUAGAACAACAUUUCUCAACGAGCUAUUGCAAAAAAUUUAGGGAUUUUACCAUCUACUGUCCGUAAAAUCAUCAAAAGGUUCAAAGAAUCUGGAGAUAUCACUGCACGUACGCGAUGAUAUUACGGACCUUUGAUCCCUCAGGCUGUACUGCAUAAAAAACCGACAUCAGUGUGUAAAGGAUAUCACCACAUGGGCUCAGGAACACUUCAUAAAACCACUGUCAGUAACUACAGUUGGUCGCUACAUCUGUAAGUGCAGGUUAAAAUUCUACUAUGCAAAGCCAAACCCAUUUAUCAACAACACACAGAAACGCCGCCAGCUUCGCUGGGCCCGAGCUCAUCUAAGAUGGACUGAUGCAAAGUGGAAAAGUGUUCUGUGGUCUGACGAGUCCACAUUUCAAAUUAUAUUUGGAAACAGUGGACGUGGUGUCCUCCGGAACAAAGAGGAAAAUAACCAUCCAGAUUGUUAGAGGCGCAAAGUUGAAAAGCCAGCAUCUGUGAUGGUAUGGGGGUGUAUUAGUGCCCAAGGCAUGGGUAACUUACACAUCUGUGAAGGCACCAUUAAUGCUGAAUGGUCCAUACAGGUUUUGGAACAACAUAUGUUGUCAUCCAAACAACGUUAUCAUGGACGCCCCUGCUUAUUUCAGCAAAACAAUGCCAAGCCACGUGUUACAACAGCGUGGCUUCGUAGUAAAAAGUGCGGGUACUUUCUUGGCCCGCCUGCAGUACAGAAAUGUCUCCCAUUGAAAAUGUCUGGCGCAUUUUGAAGCGUAAAAUACGACAACAAGACCCCGGACUGUUGAACAACUUAAGCUAUACAUCAAGCAAGAAUGGUAAAUAAUUCCAUUUUCAAAGCUUUAACAAUUAGUUUCCUCAGUUUCCAAACGUUUAUUGAGUGUUGUUAAAAGAAAAUGUGAUGUAACACAGUGGUGAACAUGCCAUUUCCCAACUACUUUGGCACGUGUUGCAACCAUGAAAUUCUAAGUUAAGUAUUGUUUGCAAAAAAAAUUAAAGUUUAUGAGUUUGAACAUCAAAUAUCUUGUCUUUGUAGUGCAUUCAACUGAAUAUGGGUUAAAAAGGAUUUAUAAAUCAUUGUUUUCCGUUUAUAUUUACAUCAAACACAAUUUCCCAACACACAUGGAAACGGGGUUUGUAUUAUCUGGCGUUUUGUUUCGCAAAUGUUUGCAAAAGCGACUUUUCUUACCUGCUGAUUUGUACUAAUGAUCUGCAUAAGUCCUGAAAAAUUGCACGCAUCUGCCUUUGUAGUCCGUGCCGACACUGUAGUCGAUGAGCUUCUUCUUUUUCUCUAUCUUUUUGUUAUGGGACAUUCAUCCUCCGCUGUUGCCAUUGCUUGUAUAAAGUCGUGUAAAGUUCUUAAUUAUAUCUGUCAGUAAACUCGCCAUGAAAGCGCUAAAACAUA